Molecule: messenger RNA, 3558 nt
Organism: Ogataea angusta
Lineage: Eukaryota; Fungi; Ascomycota; Pichiomycetes; Pichiales; Pichiaceae
Exons: 1
Coding region: 1-3558 (1185 amino acids)
Biological process (GO): maturation of SSU-rRNA from tricistronic rRNA transcript (SSU-rRNA, 5.8S rRNA, LSU-rRNA); ribosome biogenesis; endonucleolytic cleavage of tricistronic rRNA transcript (SSU-rRNA, 5.8S rRNA, LSU-rRNA)
Cellular component (GO): 90S preribosome; nucleus
Molecular function (GO): GTP binding; U3 snoRNA binding; GTPase activity
Source: RefSeq, a predicted model, not a curated record
AUGGAUACGCAGCAAAGCAAUAAGCCUCACAGGUCUAACUCAAAAAGGACAACGGCAAAAAUGAAGUUGAGCUCUCAGGGACAGAACGCAAAAGCAUUUGCGGUUUCAAGGCCCGGUAAGCUACAGAAACAGGCCAAAAGAUCGAGCGAUCUUAAUGAGAAAAAAUUACAUGUUCCUAUGAUUGACAGGAAUCCGGAUGAUGAUCCACCCCCUGUGAUUGUCGCUGUGGUUGGCCCAAAGGGGACUGGAAAAACGACUUUGAUCAGAUCAUUGAUACGAAGAUUAACAAAAACCACGUUGACAGAUAUUAAAGGUCCUAUUACUGUCGUGAGUGGCAAAAGAAGAAGGCUCACAUUUAUCGAAUGUGGUAAUGAUCUUAACUCAAUGAUAGACAUUGCAAAAGUUGCAGAUUUGGUUUUGCUAAUGAUCGAUGGCAACUUUGGUUUUGAGAUGGAAACAAUGGAAUUUUUAAAUAUUGCGCAACAUCACGGAAUGCCCAAGAUACUUGGAGUUACGACUCAUCUUGAUCUAUUCAAAAAGCCGGCGACUUUGCGAGCCUCAAAGAAAAGACUGAAACACCGUUUUUGGACCGAAGUUUAUCAAGGCGCAAAGCUGUUCUAUUUAUCGGGAGUUAUUAAUGGCCGCUACCCUGAUAGAGAAAUUCUGAAUCUUGCUCGUUUUAUUUCCGUGAUGAAAUUCAGACCUCUUAGAUGGAGAAACGAGCAUCCAUAUUUGUUAGUCGACAGGAUCAUAGAUCUGACGCAUCCAUCUUUGAUAGAAAAAAGCCAAAAGGUCGAUCGCAAGGUUGCUGUUUAUGGAUAUAUUCAUGGCACUGCAUUGAAAGCUGAGAAUCAACGAGUUCAUAUUGCUGGUGUAGGCGACUACUCAAUCUCUCAUGUGGAGAAAUUACCUGACCCUUGUCCCACACCUUACUACGAACAAAGGUUAGAAGAAAUUGAACGGGAACAAAGGAAGGAUGCAGAGCAGAGUGGGCAAGGUAGUGUUUUAAGGCGUGGAAGAAGAAAGAGAUUAGAAGACAAGCAAAAGAUCAUUUACGGGCCAAUGUCAGAUGUUCAGGGGGUUUUAAUUGAUAAAGAUGCAGUUUAUAUUGACAUUGGAAGUGAGUCAUUCAAGGAAGGAGCCGAACAUGGUCUUGGUGAGAAAAUGAUGACAAGCUUACAGAAGGCUAGUGAGGUGUUGGAUGCAAGAUCAUCCAGUGGGGUCCAGUUGUUUAGUGAUGCCCCCAAAUCAGUUUCAGAAGACGAGCACAACGUAGAGAAUGAGGUUCUCAGGCACGAUAGUGGAAGAAAAGAACUCAGACAGGCUCGUCCUUACAAAUUUGAUGAAUCAGAGAUCUCUGAUGAUGCGGGGAUACCCUCUAGCGAUGCAGAAUACCAAGACGAAGGUGACAGUCAAGAAAAUCUCAACUUCCUGAAGGGCAUGCAGGACUCAACUCAAAUGCCCAAAGAUCCUGAACAAUCGAGCAUUGAAUCUGAAUCUGAUUUUGAAUUAUCGGAUGAUGACUCAUUGGAGGCUAAAUCUUACUGGCAAAACAUUGGGUCGAAGUUGAAUAACAUUCAUAUGAAGAAAACAUGGGAUAUCAACAAGUUAUUGUAUAUGGACAACAUUGACCCGAUUGAUGCAUUAUCCAGAUGGAGGAAAGAAGAAGAUGAACUGGUGUCUCCGAGCUACAAUGAAGAUGGAGAUGCUGGCAACAGAAAAAUUCGUGAUGGGGAAGAUUCGGACUCUGACGAGGAAGAAAAUUUCUUUGUUAAGAAGGACACUUUCAAAAACCCUAACCAAAGCGAUAAAGUUACUACAGGAAACAACACUCCUGCCAACAUAUUACAUGAGAAAUGGCUUGUAGAUAAGUCCGCUCUGAGCAGAUUGAAAACCCGGUUUUUCGUUUCUGCAAAGCAAAGAGUGAUAGAAUUAGAUGCCGACGACACCGAUACCGACGAGCAGAACGCAGACUUUGAAGACUUGGAAAAUGAAGAAGAAGAUUUGUGUGAAUCUGAUGGAGCUUCCGAAAACGGUGCGGAGAAUGAUUCCCUUACCUUUGAUGCUGAAGCUGCCGAUGUUCAGGAAACAUUGAACAUGGGCUUCGCUGGUGGAGAGAAAUCCAGCGAUAUGAGUAUUGAGCGGCAGAGGGAGCACAAUGCUAAGAGAAAAGAGAAGCUUAAACAACAAUUUGAGGAAGAAGAAAACUUUACAAACAAGGAUGAUAUCUUUGAUGAAAAUGAUACAUGGUAUGAAUACCAGAAGGCAAAGAUGGCCAAACAGCUUGAGAUCAACAAAUCUGAGCUUACCAACAUGUCAGAAGACGUCAGGGCACAUAUAGGGGGUUUCACUGCAGGGUCGUAUGUCAAACUGACUUUCAACAACUUGCCAAUGGAAAUAAUAGAGAACUUUGAUCCAAAAUAUCCUUUGGUAAUUGGUGGUCUUUUACAAACUGAAGAUAGGUUUGGGUUUUUGAACGCAAGAAUUAGAAGGCACAGAUGGCACAAAAAGGUUUUGAAGACUAACGACCCACUGAUUUUAUCUUUAGGAUGGAGGAGGUUCCAAACACUUCCAGUCUACACAACAUCCGACUCAAGAACCAGGAAUAGAAUGCUGAAGUACACCCCUGAACACACAUAUUGUUUUGCCACUUUCUAUGGACCUUUGGUUGCGCCCAAUACUACUUUUUGUGGUGUACAAGCGGUUGCGAAGGAGCUCACUACUGGCUCUUUUAGAAUAGCUGCUACUGGUAUUGUUGAGGACCUGAAUGCCGAUGUCGAGAUCGUGAAGAAAUUGAAGCUUGUUGGGCACCCAUACAAGGUUUACAAAAACACGGCAUUCAUCAAAGAUAUGUUUUCUUCUGCUUUGGAAGUUGCAAAAUUCGAAGGAGCCACUAUCCGAACAGUUUCUGGACUCCGGGGAGAAAUCAAGAGAGCACUGUCCAAACCAGAAGGACAUUUUAGAGCCACUUUUGAGGACAAAAUCUUGAUGAGUGAUAUUGUGUUUUUGAAGACGUGGUAUCCGAUCAAGCCAAAAAAGUUUUAUAACCCCGUGACAUCUCUGCUCCUAUCUGACAAGGAAAAUUGGAGAGGUAUGAAGCUUACAGGAACAUUAAAGGCAGAAAAUAACAUGUCAGCAGUGCCAAAUCCUGAUUCCGAGUACAAGAAAAUUGAACGAAAAGAACGAAAAUUCAAUCCACUCAAAAUUCCUCGGUCCAUUCAAGCAAACUUGCCUUACAAAUCUCAGUUGCACCAAAUGAAAAAACAAAAAAGCAAAGGAUAUUUGCAAAAGAGAGCAGUCGUGGUGGGAGGUGAAGAAAGGAAGGCAAGAAGCAUUGUUCAAACCGUUCAAACUAUCAAAAAGGAUAAAGACCAAAAACGGUCAAUAAAGAAGCAAGAAAAAAAUGCUGAAAGACUCAGAAAGCUGGCAAAACUGGAGGAGGCUAAAAAAGAUAAGGAGAGGCAACGAAAGAAGGAGUUUUUCUCGAAAAGUUUGAAGCGUAAAUUGACAGUUAGUCCUGCCUCCAGUGAUGCAUUCGGUAAGAAAAGGAAAAGCUGA